AUGAGGGCGAGGUACAAAUGGUGGACAGCGCAAAAUCGUUCGGUUAGACCGUUGACCUCUGUAGUACCGCGGUUCGACUGUGCCACGAUGACCCGGCAUUCAAAGAACAACACAGCAAACUCUGUAUUUUCAAAGGCUGAAUACGAUAAACUCAAGGCACAUUAUGGGACACAGAGAGCCCUCCUGGGCUCCAAGUCUCAUCGGGCAUUCAACGCGUGUUCACUAUGUCUUUCCAAGGCCGUCAACCCGGUCUCCUGUUCCAAAGGACACCUCUUUUGUAAGGAAUGUGUGAUGAAAGACCUUCUCUCGCAACGGGAUGGACUUGCACGAAAGAAGCAGGAGAUAGAAGCCAUCAGGAAAGAGGAAGAAGCAGCAAGAGAGGAAGUAAGACUCAAAGCUCGAGAAAGAGUACUUUCAGGGAAUACAGCUUCACUGUUUGGGAAACGCAAGGAACGUGACGAUGCCAAGGAGGCAAACG
Molecule: messenger RNA, 478 nt
Organism: Acaulospora colombiana
Lineage: Eukaryota; Fungi; Glomeromycota; Glomeromycetes; Diversisporales; Acaulosporaceae
Source: the annotation of a GenBank genome assembly